Symbiodinium natans is the source of this 1146-nucleotide messenger RNA. The record is from the annotation of a GenBank genome assembly. NCBI's taxonomy places the organism in Eukaryota, Dinophyceae, Suessiales, Symbiodiniaceae.
AUGACGCCGGCCGCAUCGUCCGCGUCCUUGAUGUUGUUGCCUGGCAGCAAGCCUGGUAGCGUGGCAGCGUGCUUCGUGGCGCGCGGAAACAUCCCAGUACACCUCCACCCCCUGCCCAACAUCCAGGUGUACCUGCUCAUCAAGUUCAACGACAUGCUUCUGGCCACUCGGGGCGAGACUUCGAUGCAGGAAGUGCUCCACAAGUGGUUCGAGACGGGCCUCCAGGCCGACAUCUCCAAGUUCAUCGAGACCGAGGAGAUGCCAGUCUACGUGGCCGACGCGGCCCCGCAGGUGAGCCUCCUGACCGAGGCCUACCCCAUUCCCUGCGUCGUCCAGCAGAGCCAGGGGACCUUCAACAUUCCAGACAAGGACGUGGAGCUGUACAAGGAGCUCUUCUCGAAGAUUGGGCUUCCCGGCGGGAAGCCUUUCUUCACCACGGUCAAGGAGCCCGAUGGCACCUCGAUCACCCGCUUCUGGCGCUGGGAGCGACUCAAGACCUGGAAGGCCAACGCUACCAGCUCUGGGAAGAAAGGCGCGACGCAGAUUCAGGAUGUGUCGGUCACCUGCGCGAAGCUCUUCAAAGACCACCCGCGUGCGGAGAUCUACCAGAGGCUGCUUUUGCAGAUGUUUGAGGUCUUCGAGGCCCAGAAGCUCACUGGCGGCUUCAGUGGGUCCUUGGUCAUCCGGGUGCAGCCCUUCGAAGCCGAUGGCCGCCCUGGCGAGCCGUGCAUUGUGAAGUUGGACGAGGGAAAGGCCAUCCGGACGGAGGCGUCGAACUCGGAGAAUGUCUUCAAGGCCUUGCCAGACCGGGCCGCCCGAAUCUUGGGCGACGCCGUGUACGGCAGGGACAAGGAGAAGAACGAAGAGUUUGGGGCCAUGCGGCGUGAAACAAGGCUCGAGUUGGCUGGCGCCUGCUGGAACGUUCCGGAGCUGGCGCAAGGCUCCUCGAACUUACUCUCGACCUUCAAGGACCUCCUCCUCUACGAGAGCGAGCAGAUGCUGUUGGGGAGUGCCGGCCUGGUCGGCAGCGACGACCUCCGGCCCUUCGGCAACGUCAACAGCGUCCUGGCCCGGCAGCCCAGGCGCCAUGUCAGGUUCGACGGUUUGAUGCUGUUUCCACGAUGGUCCUCGUUGCAACUGCCAUAA